UCGCUUUCCAGCGUUGUCCAGAGUUUUUGAAGAUACCGUGUGGUGGAAAGAUAGGAAGAUAUGCAUGCACAACACUUCAGGAUGGGGUUUUCUUUCAUUUAAAGAUGGUCUUGUCCGUAUGCAGAUGUGAUCAGAAAUUUGGUGUUGCCAGUGCUGAGGUUCUGGAUUUUGUAAGGCUUUUUACCUUUAAGCCGGACUGACCAUAUGUAUAGGUUCAUUAUGAUGUGCCAGAUCUAAUCCAGACUGUAAUGUUGUACUCAAGUAUUGGUGCUUUUUAUUGUUAUUAAUUUUCAAGGCUCAUAGUAAGUCCAUCUUGAGUCGUAAAGGUCAAGUGCUUUUUGUGUCAGAAGCACCACCAAUGUUUUUUUUUUUUAUUUAACUUACGGCUGCUUUGAGGUGCCCUUCCUUAAAUUUAUUUCAAUAUCAAACUUAGUAAUAGUGCACCACCGAUAAUGUCCAGACAAGCAGUAAUAACUGCAGCUGUUGUCACCUUGCUGGGCACCACUUUGGGCGGCCUGGUGAUAUGGAAAGCUGUGAAAAGCUGGAGACAGAAAAUCUCCAACAGGAACAAGAAUGGAGAGCUGGGGAAAGUGAGGAAGAAGGAGAAGGAGGAGUUGGAGGGUGUGGUAGUGAGCGAGCAUUCUCAUUGGCCCAUGCUUCCCCUGGCUGAGCAACUGCUGAAGGUGGAACCAGCCCUGGUGUCUUGCGCCAACGACUGGGAGGAGGUGUGGCCGGCUUUGCAGAGGGAGCUGGGAGUCUACCCAGUACUGGGCAUCGACUGCGAAUGGGUGUCGGUGAAAGGGAAAGCAGGUCCAGUGGCUCUCCUGCAAAUGUCCACAUUUAGUGGUCUCUGUGUUGCCAUUCGUCUGCUGAAAUUCCGAGGGGAUGGGCAGAGUGUCCCUCACAGCCUGCUGGGCAUCCUGCAGGAUGACUCCAUUCUGAAAGCUGGUGUUGGCUGUUUCGAAGAUGCCUGCAAGCUGAUGCGAGACUAUGGAAUCACAGUAAACUGCACUGUGGAUCUCCGGUACCUGGCCAUGAGGCAGAAACGGACCCUCAUCCAUAAUGGCCUGAGCCUGAAGUCAUUGGCGCAAGACAUCCUGAACUUCUCUCUUGACAAGUCCUUGCAGCUGAGAUGUAGCAACUGGGAAGCUGAGGAACUUUCCCAGGAGCAGGUAACGUAUGCUGGCAGAGAUGCCCAGGUAUCUGUUGCUUUAUUCUUUCACCUGCUGGGACUUUCCAUGACAACUCCAGAAGGCACAGCCCCGGAAAGUGUCUGUAAACAGCUGCUGGCCAAGUGUCAGGGGUUGGUGGAUGUGCCGUUCAAAGGGAGAGGAGGAGGAGGAGGGGAUGAUGGGGGCGCAUUAGUCAGUGGAGACAAGAAACUCCGAAACAGGAGGACAGGGUCGGACAGCAAAGCCCCUGCGGACGAGCAGAUGGUGGACCCCCGCAAACACAAGCGCAAGCCUCUGGGAGUUGGUUAUUCAGCCAGGAAGUCUCCGCUAUACGAUAACUGCUUUCUGCAUGCCCCGGAUGGGCAGCCCCUGUGUACCUGUGACAAAAAGAAGGCCAAGUGGUACCUGGAUAAGGGGAUAGGAGAGUUGCUGAGCGAGGAUCCGUUCAUUGUAAAGCUGAAGUUUGAGCCAUCGGGCAGACCAGAGUCCCAGCAGGAUUAUUACCUCACUGCCAAGGAGAACAUCUGUGUGGUGUGUGGAAGGACCGAGUCUUACAUCAGAAAAAACAUUGUCCCUCACGAAUACCGACGGCACUUCCCAAUCCAGAUGAAGGACCACAACUCCCACGAUGUGCUGCUCCUGUGCACUUCCUGCCACGCAGCCUCCAAUUACCAUGACAACCUGCUGAAGCAGCGGCUGUCAGAGGAGCACAGCGCCCCCCUGGGGUGCGAGGAGGGAGUGCGGCCACUUGAGGACUCUGACCGGCGGCAGGUCCGCUCUGGGGCGCGAGCCCUGCUCAAAGCAGACAGCCUGCCAGAGAGCCGGAGGGAGGAGCUGCUGGGGACCCUCCGCACAUUCUACAGCCUUGAUGAGGUCACACCAGCCUUACUGCAAGAGGCAGCCGGCCUGGAGACCAGGAUCUUCAAUGAGAGCUACAUCCCUCACGGUCUGAAGGUGGUCCAAGCCCACGCUAAGGGUGGUCUGCACGGCCUGAUGGAACUGGAGAAACGCUGGCGGCAGCACUUCCUGACCUCCAUGCAGCCACGCCACAUCCCCCCACUGUGGUCCGUCGAUCACAACCACAGCAAACUGCUGCGCAAGUAUGGGGAGGAUCUCGAGAUCCAGCUCAACUGAGUCUCGCAAGCACAGCCAUGGACUGGGAGGAGGGUUCAGCCACAGCGGACGCAUCCACGUGAACACUGCUGCUUUUUGCUUCCCUGUCCUAUCUUUUUUUUUUUUUUUUUAUGCGUUUAGUCAUUCGACAGUUUAAAAAAAAAAAAAAAAAAAGAUUCCACCAAAUUUUUAGAACUCUUAGUAUACUCUUUUUAUUUAUUGAUUUACAAUUUCCUAAAACAAACACAAAAUCUAGAUAGGGUACAUCAUGUAGUAUAUGCAUAGACAGAUUUGUAGAGAAGUGUUUCAUACUGUACUGCUAUUAGUAUGGCAGCUUUGGAUUACAUGCGGAAGUAGAUUUAAGAGUGCCAUUGAAUCAAGAGAGGACAUGUAAAUAGCGGGACAGGCGAGCCAGGGUGUUGUUAGAUACACUCAUUUUCAGUUGGUGGUCCUUCACUGUGGAAUGGCCCUACGCAUUUUGUUGUCUUUUUGGUGCUGAGUUUGGCACUUUAGGAAAAGGGAAGAGUUGUAGUUGUUUAUGGCUGAAGGCCUCCUAGGUCCAAGGUUAAAGGCUUAUUGGUAGUAAAACUUGCUGAAUCGUAGGUGCUCGUUUUUGACCCCAUGAAAUCUCGACUGCUUCUUCUGGAAUCUCUGGUUGGUGACUCGAAGGUUGGUAACUGACCAAGUAGUAUCCCAGACCUUAGCACUUUCAGGCUUCCCCGCAUGCUUUUUCACAUACCCUCCCUGCUGCCUUUACUGGGGCACUUUAUCUGCAAAAAUGUUUCCCAGUUUUGCAGUGGGAACAUUUUUUACAACUACAAAUCACUUACUGUUCUUCGCCUGACAAUUUUUAAAAGUGGUGCCAACUUUCUUUUUAUUUAGUGUAAUUUGAGAGUGAAAUUCUGGACCCAAUUUUAAACUACCAUUAGUGUAGCCUAAACCUGUAAUGGGGAUAAAAAAAAAAAAAUAUUAAAAAAAAGAAUAAUUUAAGAUUAAGAUGACAAACAUAGCUAAUGUUUAAGAAACUUGCUGCUUUCCUUUCCUUUCCCUUACGUGUUAAAAUGAACAUGAAAGCUGCUUUGUUUCCUUAAUUGUAAAAAAAAAAACAAAACAAAACACAACAACAUUCAAUAAAAAUAUUAAAGCUUAACUUUAAUUUCUGAGUAACAAUUGUUUAAUGGAGUGGCAUGUGCCAGUGUAAAUGUGCGUUUUCUGAUUAUUUAAGAAGGUAGUUGCAAACAAUUCUCAUUUUGGAGUUCUGAAGAAAUUAUUAAAAUUAGCCAUGAACGACAAAGUAUUCAGAGUUUAUCCCAUGAACAGUGAAGCACCAUUGCAGGAUUUUGCAACUAAAAGCCAUUAAGUGCUGCUCCAGGCUGUGUAAUGAAAAUAUAUAUUAACUGAGGAGCAAGAAGUGUGGAUGACUGGAGCUAUUAAACGUUAGGUUACUUAACGUAACCCUGGUUCCCUGAAAGAGAAGACGACCACCAAUGACGUUACGUAUGGAAUAUGCCUGCCCAUUGGGUAGGUGUUGCUGAGCUCUCAAUACCAGAGCUGCCGAUAGGCCGCUUCCUGAGAUGAUGCACUCGAUCCUGCCCACCGAGGAAUAAAACUAUCAUCAUGAGGAAGCCAUUUCUAUUUUUACCUUAACCAAGUAACCUAACGUUCCCUUUCAAUUCGAAGACUACCACCAAUGGUAUUGCGUAUGGGAUAAUGUAUACCAGAGCUGUCACGAGGGAGAAGGAACAACAGCAUAUGAGGAACGGACUAGCACUGUCUAACCCAGGAGUUAGCGGUGUGAACUUACACCCUAAAGGACCCUUCGUGCCUAAUGACGGCAGGGCCGGGUCUACCGCAUUAAGUGCAUGAAAAUGCUAGCUGCUGUGGUUGGGGAUAUAAAGCCAUUUUAAUUUAUGCUGGGAUGGUGGUGCGUAUAUGUGAUAUGUUAUUGUAUCUCACAAAUUAUUCUUAGGCUUCACAGGUAAAACAGAGACUGAAACAAUUCACAUUUGUCCUCCUUUAAAUUAAAGUUGGUUUGAACGCUCUAGCUACUGUGUUUGGGGAGAGAAUGCAUUUUUACGCAUGUCGGGUUAGUGUGAGUCAAAUAUCAAACGAGUAUCAAACGUCAAGCUAUCUUUACCGCGGUCUGUUUGGCAAGGCUAAAUAACCUGUUAACAGGGAUCUUCGUUCUUGUUUUUUGUUCGAUCAAGAGAGGUCCCUUUUUUUGAGCCGACUCCUAUCAAGUAAACUCUUGGAAAAGUGUUGAUUUGUAAGUUCACUUUAGUUCCCUUUCAAGUGGAAUGACAACCAUU
Molecule: messenger RNA, 4594 nt
Organism: Polyodon spathula (Mississippi paddlefish)
Lineage: Eukaryota; Metazoa; Chordata; Actinopteri; Acipenseriformes; Polyodontidae
Gene: exd2
Product: exonuclease 3'-5' domain containing 2
Exons: 9
Coding region: 453-2306 (617 amino acids)
Biological process (GO): nucleobase-containing compound metabolic process
Cellular component (GO): cytoplasm; nucleus
Molecular function (GO): nucleic acid binding; 3'-5' exonuclease activity
Source: RefSeq, a predicted model, not a curated record